AAAUGUCUUGUUUAUGUAAUUAUUGUAUUACAUUAAUUUAUUUGUAUUUGCUUCGCAUGAUGGAUCGUUGUUAUGCGACCGGUUUGUUUUACAAAAGCGAUAAAUACCGCGUCGCGGCCCGCCGGCCCGGGCCAUUGAUCCGCCGAGAAUCCUGUUGUCCGCGCGCGAUCCCAACUUUCACUUUUCCAUUGUUUUAUUACGUACUACUACGACGCUGAACGCUCGUUGCGUUCGUUUAAUCACGGAAAUGUUGCGGUCCAGAUCGAUGGACUAGAUCGCAUUGCUGCUAUAUGGGAGCGACCGCCGACGAUACCACCACACCGUAUCCUCGUUCCGGAUGGCCUGCGUACGAUAUCGCGAUUGCGAUCGCAGUUUCCGCGCUCGUUCUCACGAAUCACGCAAAUUCUUACGAUACCGAAACCAGCACUCAAUUUAUUCCAAUUUCGACAUAUCCUCCGGACCAAUUCUCUUUUUUUUCUGUCGUGCGAUACAUUCCUUCUAUCCCUCUUCUAAAAGUCGAAAAUAUAAAGAUCCGAGGAAAAAAAUAAAUAAAUUUACGGAGUAAAAGAGUUUGAAAUCGCAGGGUAGGCUAUAAGUGAGAGUUUGACGUUACGGGGAAAAGUACGGAAUCAUUCGAACGGAUCGAGAUGAGAAAAAAGUGCGGAGAAAAUAAGUGAGGACAUCGGGCGAGCGAAGCAGGUUCGUGUAACACGCUAAUCGGGCGAUUUAACCGCAAAAUUCAUGGGGGAGGAGGAGGAAAAAGAAAAAAGAAUUAAAACGCGGAGAAAGACGAGGGCGGGCAGGACAAAAAUCGUUAUAAAUUGAAGGAUAUCUGUCGCGGAGCGUUCAUUUUAUUUCGUUGCCCGGAGUGGGCUGGCCAACGAAUCGCCCGUAACCAUUCAAUCGCGAUGACUACGAUAUUUAUGAAAAAACUGAUGUUUUGGCUGACGGUGUCGCUCGUAUGGUUGUUGGGAGUCGAGGCUACCGCGAUUGGCAGCCGAUCAUUCGAUCAACCACGAAAAGAUUCAUCGUUAGCAAAGGAAUACCGACGUUUCGGAGAUUCCAGCGGCGGCUCGAUGAGUGCGACGAGCAGCAGACUGGCUCGAGAUAUUUCGGGGGAAGAUUAUUCGUCGGGCACUGAACAACAAUUAGCCGGUUAUCGUUUCGGCGAUGAAUUCUUCAAUGAUCCAUCGGGCGAGACGGUGGCGCAGCAGGCAACCAAAACUGAAAUCUCGGGGAGCGAGGCUGGAAAAAAAGUGGAUGGCUGCGAACGCGUCGUUAAAGAUUCGAUGAUAUGCAUGGUAUGCCAAGAUCCAAAAACACGCUCAAAGUACGAACAGUGCUCGUACGUUGCACGGCCGCAAGGAACAAUCAAGACGUAUGGAAGUUCUCGUCGUUACAACAAGGAGGAUGAGGGAAGCAUACCGUCCGAGCGACGACGUUAUAGCAAUGACGAUUCGGACGAAACGACGACGACGACGACGACGACGACACCGUUCGGCCGACGAUACGCGAUCCAAAAUUCCGCUGAGACCUUGACAACGACCCCCCUCCUAUCUCCUAACCCUCGAUACGCCGGAGCAGAUGAAUCAUCCGAAAUCCCGAGGUAUUACGAACAAGCGGAAGAUGAUAAAUCUUUCUCUAACGACAAAAUCAGGAAUCAUCCGGAGAAUGAAUACGACGACGAUCGGGUCGGUAAACUGUCUUACGAGCAGACCGCCAAUACUCGACCUAUAGCAAGUGCUAGCCUGAAAAAAUUAACUAACGAUGAAGAGAUCAGCAGCGGUGGUGAAAAACAAGGAAAUUGCCGCAAGGUUAUAAAAGACUCUAUGACCUGUACAAUCUGUAAUGAUCCGAGUAACGGUGGAAAUUUUGAAAAAUGCUCUUAUCGCCAUCAGCCGAACGACAGACUUUACAAAUACAGCAAAUCCAAGAGUUUCGGUUAUCCAGGCAGCUCGGCCUCACCUGCUGCUCAGGAAAGUAAACGAGUUGAUAAAAUUGCCGAUUCCAAACCAAGUAAAAAUUAUCGAUGUCAGAGUGUUCCCAAAAAUUCAUCGACCAUAUGUAAGAUUUGCCAAGAUUCUGUAACUGGCGCGAAAUCCGAACAAUGCGAAUAUAACCUCAAACCCUCAAAACGUCAAAGUCUUCGAACUAUCGACUCUACUAAUACUACGACGUCACCAUAAAUCUAGCUGUGUCUAGCCUAACCAAUGCUAUACUUUUGUCUACUCUAAUGCAUAUGUAAUGAUUUUUUUUUUUUUCUUCUUUUAUAUAGUAAAUAAACAACAUUUAUAAAUUUUCUUUUCAAACGAAAAUCUUUUCAAAUAAAUCUAUAUAUAGAAAAUAAUAAUGUGCCGGUUGGUUGUGAAGAGAACGCGUGAUGUUUCGAUGCACAUGCGCUUCAUUUUUUCAUACAUCAUCACGAACCAAAACGAACAAAAAUUUUCCGCGUCAAUGCGAUUUGGUUAAAAUUUACCACGGUAUCUUCAAUAAUUAUAUGUUUCACAUCACAAUUCAAAAAAUAAUGGUGUUACUGCGGUGUUGUUUCAAUAACAAACGAAAACGGGGGGACGUGGCGAGUGUGGCGACGACCCCGCAACGCGCGAGAGCAACGAGAGUAAAACCGUGAGGCAGCGCAUAAUAUCGUCGUCGAGGAGAAGAGAGCAGCCACCGAAAAGGAGCAUUGCCAAUUUAAGAUAAGAAAAUAUUAGAUACAAUAUGAUACUGUGAAACGAAGCGCACAAGCGCAAAAGAUUGUUUAUAGCAAGACUGUGGCGUUCCGAAGCUUCUCAAUCUCACCGCUACGCGGUCAAACCUUUGAGGCAGUCUUUCGUCAUAAAAACAGUUGGUUAGCCUUGUAGUUAGGGAACUGGCGAGCAAAAUUUUUAUAUGAUUAGCUCACGUGGCAGACGUUAUUGAUAGCGAUAAUUAUACCCUAAGAAGCAUUAAUAAGGAACGCGUCUGCCAUCAUGACAGCGCUUCGAAAUUGUUAAAAAAAGAGGGGCGGGGGUACCAAAUCAUUUGCACAUGUCUGCCCUCAGGGGCUCUGAUGGUCACAAUAAUCCUGUAAAUGAAUAAAAUCGAAGAGACAUGGGGCAAAGUGGCCACCCACUUUUUCGGGGCAUUUUUGAAUUCUGGGGCAAAGUAGCCACUCACGGAAUUCCGAUUUCUGGGGCACAGGAUCAGUGAGAAUUCUAUGUUUUCUGAAAAAUUUAUAUAGCUAUUCGAGGCAGAGGGUGAGAAUCAUUUUGUGAAUUACUGAUAAUUUUUUUUUUUUUCCACGGGGUUUUGCCACGGGUAAUGGUAAAAUUUAUCCAAGUAUUUCGACUAAUUUUUUUUUUUUUCAUCCUAUCGAAGGAGGGUCCCUACUAUGCCUCGUUUCUUUUUGUUUUAUCGCAGCCUUCAAUGUUCCUUGCGGAAACAGUCAAUUACAACGUCUAUUUAACGAGAAGCGACAAUUAUCGAUUUUCACCGCAUUUGA
Molecule: messenger RNA, 3481 nt
Organism: Venturia canescens
Lineage: Eukaryota; Metazoa; Arthropoda; Insecta; Hymenoptera; Ichneumonidae
Exons: 2
Coding region: 909-2186 (425 amino acids)
Source: RefSeq, a predicted model, not a curated record